GCCAGGCCCCGCCUCCUUGCCGGUCACGCACGCGCGGCUCGCGCCUGCGGAACUGCGGAUCCGCGUUGCGAGGGGGCUUGGGGCUGUUUCCUUUGAAUGACCGGGAAGGGUGAGGCCCCCGCGGUGGCCCGGGGGUUGGGGCCGAGGGUCGCGGGCUCUCAGAGCACUGCGACCGGCAGAUACGCAGCCCCUGACUCCAGAUUCGGGUCUCAGAGGGUGGCAGGUCCCGCGUUCCUGCGAAGCCAGGCUUCCAAGUGGUCCUGGAUGGGGGUCACCAGCCCCGAUAUGAGGCCUCUUACCAGCUCUCGACGCGUAAUAGCGCUCCUGCAAGGCUGCUUCCACGGAAAGGGAGCUGCGGGAAAUUCCUCUGGACACCGCCGACGUUGACAAAUCCAGUGUCCCUGGGCCCUUCCGGUUUUCCUGACAGGUUGAUUUCAAGUCAGCAUGUCCGCUUCAAUGAGCGAAUGCCUUCAACUUCAGCUGCUGGAGAUGGAAAUGCUGUUUUCUAUGUUUCCUAACCAAGGAGAAGUAAAACUUGAAGAUGUCAAUGCCCUGACGAAUAUAAGGAGAUAUUUGGAAGGCACAAGGGAGGCACUGCCACCAAAAAUCGAAUUUGUGAUUACACUCCAGAUCGAGGAGCCCAAGGUGAAAAUUGACUUGCAAGUGACCAUGCCUCACAGCUACCCCUAUGCAGCACUGCAGCUGUUCGGACGGUCAUCCGAACUUGACAGACAACAGCAGCUCCUCCUCAACAAAGGUCUCACUUCUUACAUAGGGACUUUUGAUCCAGGUGAGCUCUGUGUGUGUGCAGCCAUCCAGUGGUUGCAGGACAACAGUGCCUCCUACUUCCUGAACAGGAAGCUCGUGUACGAACCAUCUACACAAGCAAAGCCAGUCAAGAACACAUUCCUCCGAAUGUGGAUCUACAGUCACCAUAUAUAUCAGCAGGACCUACGAAAAAAGAUUUUGGAUGUCGGGAAAAGGUUAGAUGUGACAGGAUUUUGCAUGACGGGAAAGCCGGGGAUAAUCUGUGUGGAAGGCUUCAAAGAGCACUGUGAGGAAUUCUGGCACACAAUUAGGUAUCCCAACUGGAAACACAUUUCCUGUAAGCACGCCGAGAGCGUCGAAACAGAAGGAAACGGGGAGGACCUGCGCCUUUUCCAUUCUUUUGAAGAAUUACUUCUUGAGGCCCAUGGUGACUAUGGCUUAAGGAAUGACUAUCACAUGAAUCUGGGCCAGUUCUUAGAAUUUCUCAAAAAACACAAAAGUGAGCAUGUUUUCCAGAUAUUAUUUGGUAUCGAGAGCAAAAGCUCUGACUCCUAGGAAGCCACUAAGAGAGCUACGCUUGUAAUCUCGCUAAGUUAGUAUUUCUGUUAGCAAGACCAAAAUAAAAGGACCAGUGGCGGUUAAGCAUCAUCUGUGGGGAGCGUAGCUCCAGCAUUUUCCCCUGGAAAUGAAACACAGAAGGCUUUUAACUUUAUAACAGUGCGAUUGUGAUGUUACCUCUAUGUCCUUGUGUUAAUGGAAAGCUAUUUAAUGGUCAGUUAAUAAAAACCUGUCA
Molecule: messenger RNA, 1561 nt
Organism: Physeter macrocephalus (sperm whale)
Lineage: Eukaryota; Metazoa; Chordata; Mammalia; Artiodactyla; Physeteridae
Gene: RWDD2A
Product: RWD domain containing 2A
Exons: 3
Coding region: 445-1323 (292 amino acids)
Molecular function (GO): protein binding
Source: RefSeq, a predicted model, not a curated record